UGGCGGCCCCCGACCGGCCGCAAAAGUGUAGUGACUCUCGCUGGGGUAUCUGUACGACUUGUACGCGCUUCGUUGUGCCGGUGCUGGUGGACCUUUUUUUACAUUCGACAGUCGGAAGGAGGAGAGAAGAAGGCUCGACGCUGCCAUGUGUUCCUGGAUUGUGGCAUCGUGGUUGCUAGCGGUGUCGGCGACCCUGUGCGCCGCCCAGCAGCAAUACCUCCAGGGUCCACCGCCCCUCAACGGCGGCUACAAGGGAUACCAACCGUAUGGCUCGGGACUCGCCGCGGGCCCUCAGCAGGGUGGAGCCAGACCCCAGGGCUACCAGCUGCCACAGGGCUUCGUGCCGCAGCAGGUGAUCCCGCCCACGCAGCCGCGGCAGCCUUUCGUCUCGCAGGGAUUCCAGCCGCAGGGUUACCAACCGCAAGGACCGCCGCCCUCCGCGUCGGCUGGUGUUCUACGUUCCGAGAGCAGCACCUCAGCCGCAAUAUCAGCCGCAAUUCCGGCCGCCAGCGCAGCCGCAGCAUACCGGCCACCAGCGCAGCCGCAGCAAUACCAGCCGCCUUCACAGCAGCAGCCACAGCCGCAGGCGCAAGCUCUGCAGCAGCCCCAGCCUCAGUCCACAUCACAGUCGUCCGCGAGCUCCACUAAGGCCGAGGAGGCGAAGCUGCCCGUGUUCCAAGCUGCUCCCCUGCACUACGUCAGCAUUGGCGCCAAACUCGAGGGAGACUACAAGUUCGGUUACGACACAGGAAAGGGCUCCGACAAGACUGGCAGCUUCCGCGAGGAGACCAGGCUUCCCGACGGUACGGUGAAGGGCUCCUACGGCUUUAUCGACGCAUCCGGUCGCCAGAGGAUCAUCAAGUACACAGCGGGUAAGGACGGUUUCAAGGCCGAAGGCGACAUCUACCAGGAAGGGGCGCCCAAGGACACUAUCCCUCAACACCUACAGCAGACUGUGUCGGCCUCUUCAUCAGCACCGGCUCCAUCUGCCCCGGCUCCUGCUCCAGCACCUGCUCCGGCACCGGCCCCGGCCACUUCCCGUCCCGAAACCAAGUACAAGCCUCCAAGCUACACCGACGCGCCUCCAAGUCCCCCUGUCCAGUACCGGCCUCCGGCGUACCCUCAGUUCCAACCUACUGCUCCUCCUUCCCAGCCCUCGCUCGGUCCUUCUCAUGUGCCGGUGCUGCGCCUCGCUGCAAACUUGCCCGUCGACAACCUCGCCUUCCCAGACUACUUUAAGCACCACCUAACCGAGCAGAGGUCCGCAGCUGCUACAAGCCAGCCCGCGCCGACGGCUGUAUCACCUUUCCAGGGACCACCCCCGAGGGCCCCCCAGUCAGCGCCCAGACAACCCCCUACAUUUGGCUACGUGCCGUAUGCGCCUAACGCAGUUCAGGCAAGGGCAAGUCCCUACGGGCCGCAGUUGAACGCAAAGCCUCAAGCUUCGCCAGCGCCUUCCAGGCCUUUCGCAGGUCUCCAGCUUCCAGCUGCCACCUCUCAGCGAGCCAGCUACCCAACGUUUGCUCAGCAGCAGGGCUACCCCCUACCCCUUAUCAGACCCGGUACCUACCCACCUCCCGCGGCUUCUAGUGCUCCGGCGAAACAGUACGUUCCUGCCCAGUACCUGCAGCAACAACAGGCCCAGCCUAAAGUCAGCAUCGCCAACAUUUUCGCCCAGGAAGCCCAGAAAGCCGCCAACAAGCCUAACUUCGCAGACUUCCUCAAGCAGUUCAUUCCACGGCCUGCACAGCAGCAACAGUUUGCUCCAUCUGGUGGCGCUCCUGGAGCCGCAAGCACGCAACCGGGCUUCUCUCCGUACGGACCUCCUGCCAGCAGUACUCCAGCCCUACAGAGGCCGCCAGUCUACCUUCCCCAACAGCCAGCCCAGCUGAAGGCCCCGCCCAACUACGCUCUUCCGCAAGGCGGCGGCGGUCAAGUCCCGCUCUACAACUCCUUUAGGCCUCCCCUGCAGCAGGCUCCUUCUUUUGCUCCGAGAACGGCGCAGGCGGCACCUCAACUGCCCGCCUACCCGCUGCAGAGAGCCGGAUUCUACCCCCAGCAGCCACAGACGGGGUACACCGGGGCCCCUCAGGGAGCACCAACGGGAUUGAGCGGCUCCACGACGCAGUCACUGAAGAAGGAUGACGAAGACGACCAGGACGACGGCACAUACAAGCCGGAACUGUACGAUCAUGGCCUCUACGACCCCAAAAAGUACGAAGAACCAUACCUGAAGAAGAAGACCUCUUCCUCGUCAGCAUCUCCAGCCAACAGUGCACCAAGUCUGCCGCAGCAGUUCUACCAGCCCAGCGGUCAAGGCGCACCCGCGCAGGGGCAAGCUCCGCAGCAGUUUUACCAGCCCAGCGGUCAAGGCGCACCGGCGCAAGGGCAAGUUGAGGAAAAGGCGCUGCCUUUGUUUGACGCAUCACUCCUGUCGUACAACAUCGGCACGGGCUAGAGUCGUCGCCGGCUUCUCCCAUGAUGGGCGUCCCGAAAGGCUCCCACUCCCAUCCUGUGCUAUAGCUCUCAUCAUGCUCGGCAUUCAACUCCCAUCGCCGCUCGCACAACGGGGACUCGUCCUGUGCUCACGUUGUUAUGAAGUGCUUCGGCGCACGUGUAGCGAAGAGCAAUUCGAGCGCGCGUUUCGCACGCGCAGUUCCGUAAGGUUCACAAGCGUCGCGUCCACUGGUAGUCACAUCUCGUACAUUACACAGCAAGAAAGUUAAUUUCUCUUUAAAGCUCGACAGGUUUCUAUCGACUGCAACGCUUUCUAGUUUGAUUUGCCAAAGUUUAGUUUCUGUUCAGUAUCACUUCAGAUAACAAACAGCACCGACGUCAGAAUCACUGAAAACAAGGAAGCAACUGGCACACUUGAGUAAAGCGGACCAUAUAAAUGUUAACGAAGUAAACAAAUCUGAUUGGCCAAUAUGUAACUCUUACUGGCUCUAUGUCGUCGAAAAUGCGCCUUUAGUAUUUCUGAAAACAUUCCCUAGAGAAGUGCAAUGUGGGCAUUCUGAAGAAAUAACAGAAAACAUCAUGUUUUAAGGUGAAGUUCGAUAGGUACAUAAUGUUACCCUUCUGUCAUAAAUAUUUCGGGUAGGCAACUAUCAGGUAGAAGAAACCCGAACAGCGUCGAGUCUUAAUUUGUGAAAUAGCACUCCUGACGUCGUAAAGGAGACGAUAAGUUGUUUAGGCAUUAUAGCUACAGCUUCCUUCCUUACCUCAAUGUUUCUUCUCGGCAUGGUCACAGCGCUCAAAGAGAGUAUACUUAGAAAAUGACAUAUUUAUUCGAAUCAAUUAGGCUGCAUGCCAAAAAUAACUGCGAACUAAAAAACUUAGCCACGUAAUUAGUAUCAUCGAUCCCAAGCGAAGCUACCGUUUAUUUGCUUACAUACUAAUCAUGCUGUGCAAUCAACUAUUUACAUAUGCAGCUCUCGAAGAGACCACCCGACUUUUAACAGACACUGUUACACCGUACAUUUUUGUAUAUAGCAUUUCGUUAGUUCUUGUCGACUGAUUAUACACACCCCUUGUUGGUCACAUUAUGCGUAUUCAUACUCAUGCCUGCACUAACCUUCUUCUCACCAUGACAAGCUGACUAUGCUGCAUGUUGUUGAAUUUAGAGGCUAGACGUCAAAGCCUCCGCGCUCAGCUAAACUGCCAAACGGUCGGAGUUGUCGAGCUUAUCUGAACGCAGAGGCUGUGUCGCAUGCUGUUAUCUUCCUUUCUUUUCUUGUUUAGAUAGCGUAGAAUAAGCAACUUAUCACUUGAAUACUUCCUUGUCCUAACUAAUUUUUUUUCAAACUUUCUUAUAACAUUCCCACAUUGUCCAUGCCUUUCCCCUUACUAUUGGCACAAAAGCUGGCGUUCUGCGAACAAAGCGAGGUUUUGCGCUUAGUAAUGCGUUCAGGCCACUUCAUAAAUGAACCACACGCCAAGCAUCAUCCCGUAACGAAAAUUUUUAAGGCAGUGAAACCUCUUCCACGCUGACUUUGCAAUGUUCACAGACAGUGCACAACGAAGUAUUCACGCAUAUCUUGUUACGUUUUACACGCAUAUUUCAUGUGAAAUAAAGUGAGAGAGUGAAAGAGGACAAUGUCUUGAGUCUGCCUUACAUGUUGUCUUGUUUUCGUUUCAGUUACCGACAGUUUUAGGAGGGCAGAACACACAGGACCGGGACACCAUCCAUUUUCACUGACACAACAGGAGUGAGAGAGGGAGAGAGAGAGAGAGCGAGGAGAGUAGUCCUGGACACAAACGGCUACCCCGAUAAGCGCACCAUAUCGAACUCUCAAGACACGGAGGCGCUGAAGCGACAGCGAAACACAUUUCCACAGAAAACGCUUCUCUCAGAAACGGCCAGCGGAGCCACAGUCACCUUGGAUCGACGUCCCACACCGGACUUCACGUCAUGUUACUGACAUCACGCGCCCCAUGUACAUGUGGAUAUCGAAGGCCAUCUGAAGCAGCUAAGCAACAACUAACGCUUUAGCAGAACGGAUUAGCCGAAGUGUAAGGGCUUACCCUCACCGCUGACGUUCUGAUAAAGUUCGCACAUGCCAGUGAGGUCAAUCAACCCGUGAAUUUAUUCUUUUGCUAGAAUUGUUGUUUGCCUCACUGAAAACAAACAAACCGACAAAAAGAGAGAAAUAGAAAGUGGUGCAUUGUUUUCUAAAUAACUCUGCGAUGUUGAUACAGUACCAGUGUGGAAGGAAGUGCGAAUGAUACAAGCGUUCAGGCAAAAGAAUUUAUUUGCUUAACCGCACUAGAAUGCGUUACCCUUGCAGGGGAAGUCACUAAUAGGAUGGCCUUUGACAUCUACAUGAAUGUUAAUUACUUGAAUGUUAAUUCAUCUACAUGAACGUUAAUUACGCUAUAUGUCAUGUGCGCCCCGUGUCAAACAGCUGGGAUACGAAAGCAUGGGAAACUUGCAAAAUGAAGAGUCGAACGACAUAGAUAGGAACAUUACUCCCAACUUUCUUGCAAUUGCGUGCAUGAAACAGCUGCCAUUUUUGUUUCCGUUAGCAGAACUUGUCGUUUAAUCUGAAGAUCGCGCUUUGUUUUUUUCUUUUUUUCAUAAGUGUACCUGUGAUUGCAAACUUUUGUUUCGGCUUUUCAGAAUACUGCUUAUUGAAAUGCCUCGUUUAGAACAAACGCUUUAAAAAGUUAGAAAUCAGGACUGCUUACGUUGUGAGCGACUGGGCCUUUAGUUCACUAUACACGGCGGGACCAGUGAGAAAGCAUGCUGCACGUGCUUCCGAUGGUCAAUACUUUCGCAGACACGCGCGGCCUUAUCUUUCAAGGCUUCGCAGCUGCACAGAUGGGGAAAAAAAGAAGUACAUUUAUCAGACUGCUUCCCACACUGAUUCUUUCACAUCUUCUAUAAAGAUAGUUCGAGAUAGCCAGCGGUAGCCUAUGCACGGUAAUAGUGAGGCGACCUCGACAAGGCCUUCUAUGAAGGAACCUGGAACAUGCGUGAAAGUGGCAUGGCGGCAUCAAACGUACACGAGCUGCUGUGUUGAGGCUGCUGACGAAAAAAAAAGAUGCUAAAGAGGAAUCAAAUACAAAAAGGAAUCGGUUAUGCAGGAACGCGACGAUAAAGUAGUGCGAACCUACAACCUACGUCAAGGGGAAAGCAGGUAUCCCGUCAUUUCCUGCUCCUUCCGGCUACGAAGGUGUCUUUUGUUUCUUAAGUUGCACCCGUAAUUUAUACCCGCCCGGCACGUCGGCCCCUCGGGGCCAUACGAAGCGAAUACAAUCAACCAUGAAUCGCCGGGGACGCGUGACUUUGCAUUUCACGCGGAGCACUCGCACGCUCGGCUUGUUUCGGAAGCGUAUGUGUAAGUUACCUCCACCAACCGCGCAGCCCGGCCGCUAAAUGUACAGAGUGACGUUUUACGUGGCAUGCGGGGGAGACGCCCUGCCUACGCUUUCUCGCUUCGGAGGCCAGGUACCCUACGGGCGUCUUAAUUGGCAGCCACCGUCAUCACAGUUCAUAAUAGAUGCUCAAUUUCGCGCGGCCUCACAGCAAGAACAAAGUUAUCGCCGGACGUUGUAGCGUAACGCGAUUGAAAUGCAGAGGCGUUGCUACGCGCCGUGGUGCCUCGCGUAACGAGCGACUUUUCGGAUCGUUCGAACGGCGGCGCGCCGAUCGUUUCGGCCGAACGUGGGAACACCCUUGGGACAGGAAUAAUGCGCCGGCCGCGGCGAGUGCUCUAGAAAUGAAUGCAAGAAACUAAAGUGUGUGCUC
Molecule: messenger RNA, 6250 nt
Organism: Rhipicephalus sanguineus (brown dog tick)
Lineage: Eukaryota; Metazoa; Arthropoda; Arachnida; Ixodida; Ixodidae
Product: trithorax group protein osa-like
Source: RefSeq, a predicted model, not a curated record